AUGAAAUCAUCUGGCCUAGAAUAUACAAAAAAGCAUGAUACUGUUGUACCGACAAAAACUAUUUUAACUUAUCCAUGUUAUGGCAAAAAAUGUGGCAACGACUGCGGAUUUGUGACUGAAGAAAGAAGGGAGAGUUUAUUUAAGUUUUUUUGGAGUCUUGAGAAAGGACGUCGUCGUGAUUGUUCGGCGUCUCUUUCUCAAAGGGAAAAUAUUAAACGCAAACGCUCGGGUUGUUAA
Molecule: messenger RNA, 237 nt
Organism: Pieris macdunnoughi
Lineage: Eukaryota; Metazoa; Arthropoda; Insecta; Lepidoptera; Pieridae
Source: the annotation of a GenBank genome assembly